This is a messenger RNA of Mytilus trossulus (common blue mussel), 1119 nucleotides long. Its product is annotated as F-box only protein 31-like. Lineage: Eukaryota; Metazoa; Mollusca; Bivalvia; Mytilida; Mytilidae. Bases 160 to 1104 code for a protein of 314 amino acids. The transcript has 8 exons. The record is from RefSeq and is a predicted model, not a curated record.
UUUUUAUACGAAAUGAAAUAUAUACAGAAGUAAAUAAGUUGAUGUUAUUUUUUUACAGUUUGUGAUAUUAAAGUGGAUGAAUGGGACACAACAUACUAUGUUAUUUAUACAAAAGUUCUUCACAAAUAUGGCAGAUGUCUUGGGUUGUGGAAAAGAAACAUGAGGCCCUAUGGUGGAUUGAUGCAAAUUAAAGUAGACAAUGGCAGACUUUUAGCCACAGAAUACAAACCACCUUAUGUAUCAGAUGUUCACGGUCCAUUACGACCUAAAAAAGUGUUUAGUAUCAGCAUUAAUAAGUCCAAGAAUCGAACAGAGAUACUGUGUUUACAUGGAUAUGGUGAGGCACAUCCAGGGAGUAUAGAAUUUGAAACAGAAGAAUCUGAUGUUGUAUUUAAGUGUUGUCAGAUGUCAAGCCAUGCUCAUCCAAAGGGAUCCUCUGUUGAGUUAUCUAUCAUGAUUAAGAAGGAGACUAACAACCACACUAUACCAUUUACAAUAGAUGAUCAGAAAAGAUUAGAGUGCUACAUGAAGAAUGUUCCAAAGUAUAGGCUGACACGUAUAGAAGUCCAGAGACCUGACCCAGUAUACCCGAUACAGCCAGGUCUGUUCCUAGCACAUUACAGUGCUCAUGGGAUAGAAAUGUUCCUGUUGAAAUAUGAUAUGAAUAAAAAAGAAGCUGAGGUUAUCAAAAUUACAGGUGAUCCUAAUGUACCAGCAGGAGAGACCAGUAUCUACAUUAACUUACGUAAACCUAUGCAGCUCACUAAAGACCAGCAGUUAGAUGUCAAUAGCUUGUUACUUUUAGAGGAGGAGGAUAUACCUGAUUCAGAUGAUGUACAACCUAGAAACCAGCCAUUUGUGAUACCUCCAGGUUUUUCUACCUUUUUAGAUGAUUUUACACCAACGACAUGCGAGUACAGAAACAAAACACUGUUUAUUUACAGAUAUUUUGCCAGAGGACGUAUUGCAGGUGACGAUUACAGGGAUCCAGACCUUAUUUCAGUCCAUUUUGUGCCUUUUGAGGCCCAUGACGUUUUCUUUGUUUUAUGGUUCAAGUUUUGGGACAUGGAUGGUUUCUACAGAAUAAAAGAUUUCAACAUAUAAGACAAUUAAAAAUUA